Molecule: messenger RNA, 3447 nt
Organism: Linum trigynum
Lineage: Eukaryota; Viridiplantae; Streptophyta; Magnoliopsida; Malpighiales; Linaceae
Source: the annotation of a GenBank genome assembly
UAAUUAAGCAAUUAAUUCCUUUGCCGGCCUUUCCCACCGCCGGACACCAUUACCAAACGCUUUCUUUUGUUUCAGAGGAGAAGUCAGAGCAGCUCCCACCUUCACCGCACCAUCUCUCUUCUCGAUCUAGUACCACCCAACCAAAAGCUUUCCGCCGCCAGAGUGCACUGCCCGCGUCCUCCACAGUCCUGACUGAACAACAACAUUUCCCUCUCUCCGCCGUACGUACUUCACCAACAUAUAUAUAAUGGGUGCUAAUGAUUGGGAGGCCAGUACAUCCACAGCUCCAGCAGGCCUAACCUUUCCGCGGCCCGACCGGGACCCCACAACACCGGCCGCUGCCACAGAUCCAAGGGUAACAUUUCGGCUGCCGGAGCACGACGGCACCACACCGGACACAUAUAUCCAUCCCCUCGAUAUCUUAGUCGCGUACACUACACUACUCCUCCAUCCGAUUUUUAUUUUCUUUUUCUUGCUAAAUAUGCAUGUAUGUUGACGUGCAAAAGUGAUUUUUAACACUAGAAUUAAUAUUGCUCUUCUCCUAUAAUAUAUAAUAUAUGGAUCAGAUAAUAAAAAAAAAGUAUGUGUAGAGCUUAGCUAGCUAGCUAGCUAAUUAGCCUUUUCUCGAUCAAUUUGUUAAUAUUUUAGCUAGCUACCGAAAUAUAAUUAUUUGUAAAUGAUAGUCUUUUUCAAACAAAUCUAGUUUGGUUGUAAAAAAAAUUUGUUGCAAAAUCUAUUCUACUUUUUAUGGUUGUAGUGUGACUUUGUUCUUCUUCUAGCUACCUUAACCCCUUCCCUUCCCUUAAUGUAUCAAUAAAUAAUGUAUAUGUUGGUUUUGCAGGCGAGCAGGUUGUAUGACAAGUUCCGCAUCAUCAACUUCAACUCCACCAAUGGCGGCGGCGGCUAAUGAUCGAAUUCUAAGGGUAACAUUUCGGCUGCCGGGGCAGGAGACCAGAACACCGGCCGGCGCCACAUAUCUCCAUCCCCUUGCUUCCUUAAUCGCGUACGUACACUCGAUUCGUUUUUUUUUUUUCCACUACAUUUUCACUUAAUUUCUGUAUAGAUCGAGUAUUGAAUAUAUACCGUAUGUUGACGUACAGAACAGAUUGCAACACUAGGAUGGAUGCUAUUCUCCUAGUAUGGAUCAUCAGUUAAAAAACAUGUAGAGCUAGCUAGUUAGCUACUUGAGCCUAUUCUCAAUCAAUUUGUUAAUAUUUUAGCUACCAAAAUAUAAUUAUUUGUAGAUUCACGCAAGCUUUCUCGACAAAAAUUAGUUUGGUAGUAAAAAAAAUUCUCCUUGAAUUUAGUUGUAAAAUUUUUGGUUGCGAAACCUACUCUAAUAUUAUACAUGUGACUUUGUUGUGUGAUAGAUGUUGGUUUUGCAGGCGAGCUAGCAGUAUCAUUGGUUCCCUCUCUACCAUUUGCCACAACGUGGCCAUGUUUUGCAACGAAGGAUGGUGGGUAAUAAAGCCUUCGUCAAUGACUACAUUAGCCCUAGCAGCGUCUUUCCCGUUUUUCUUGUACGGAUACGGUAAGUAAUUUAGAUCCAAGAAUUAAUAAAUUUUGUUUCGAUUAUUAGCUUAGCUUAGCUUAGAUACGAACCCAUAAAAUUCUUUGCGGGAUUUUCAACUUUAUCGGUGCAAAAUCCACUUUGCAAAGAUGGAACAUGCAGUUGUUGUUAAUUAUUAUAUAUGCGUUUCCAUACAAAUUUUGGGUUCAAGGUUUGGGCUGUACCUGUACGUAGUGUUAAUUUUGAUCUUGGCCUCUGAUGUGUUGUAGGCGUUAGGCCUUGUGCACCUUAUGACCUGUACGUUAUUUUGUUCAUUUCUGUCCUUUGGAAACAACCCAGCUCAGACUCAAUGAGUAAUGACUAAUAAGUUAAAUAAAGACGUGCAUGGCUCAAUAACUAUAAAUAAAAUGGAUGGGCAUUUGCUGGACCGAAUCAAUUAUUCGGUCUUAGUAACCAAAUAAGGUCCACACUCGGAUCGGAAAUCUGUCCAGUGCUGGACAAUAGCCAUUGUUUGGUUCGAAAUAAUCCAAAUUGAACCAUCAAAUUCCUAACCAAUAAACCGAACCACCCACCAGACCUAAGUCUAAGUGUAAGCCCACUGCCACACUAUCUCGGGCUAGUCGUCCUACCCUCCCAAACACAGUCUGACCCACACUUCCUCCAGCCCACUAGGCCCGGCCUCAGCCCAAAUCUAAGCCUAACAAGGGUCGGUGCCGGGAUACAGUAACAGGAGUAUGAGAUUGGAGGAGUUGGGAGUUAGGAAGGGAAAUCGAAUUGGGAAAGUGAUAAGAUAGAGUAGUUUGGUGGUUCAGUAAAAACCAACCGUUAUUGCUCGAUGAAUAAAUUAUUGGUUAUUGCUCAAUGCAUGCAGACAUGGCGAGCUCCGAUUGGGCAGAUGCCGUUUGGCACGACCUGCACCUCACUCACAGCCAGAUGUCAUUCUACAUGACAUACGCGGGCAGGCUGUCCUACGCUGUAGGCGCCUUUGUCGCCGGAGUGGCAGCCAACCGGUACGGCAGGAAGUACAUUUUUGUCGUUGGAGGCGUGGUUUACGUAAUAGUAAUAGGGGCGUUGGUCGCGGCCUUCACCACCAACUUUGUUGCGUCGUGGUUGGGACGUGUCGCGGGUGGUUCCGGCGUUGGGAUGGGUCUCCUUGUGGGACCCAUGACCCAUCUACAUCGCCGAAACAGCACCCUCGACUACUCGUGGUUACCACGGUACCUUUCCUCAGGUAGUUUUACUUAAUUAAUUUGUUAUAGUUUUCUCUCUCUCUCUCUCUUAACUAGAACUAGAAUGCGAUGCUAAGUUAAUGUAGUAUGUAUAGAGGUGGCAAUUGGAUCGGAUUUGUGGAUUGGAUUGGUGGAUCAAUGGAUCAAAUGAAUUGGUGGAUUCAUGGAUUGGAUCAAAUGGAUUGGUGGAUUCAUGGAUUGGAUCAAAUGGAUUGGUGGAUUAAUCCAUGAAUCUAAAUGACAUCCAAGGCUUGGACCAAAAUGUAAAUUUUGAAAGGUUUAGGUACUAAAAUGUCAUGAUGAAAAAUCUUUAGGAACCAAAAUGUAAAUUUUCAACGAUAUUUUUUGUAUAAAAAUAUACAUUUUAGGUACCAAAAUGUAAAAUAUAAAAAAUAUAGAUACCAAAUCAUAAUUUGCCAUUUGGAUCCAUGGAUUGAUCCAUGAAUCCACCAAUCCGAUUGGAUUUGGAUCAAAUGGAUUGGUUAGGUGGAUAAUUUGGUGGAUGGAUUGGAUUUAGAGGUGGCAAUUGGAUCAGAUUCUUGGAUUCUUGGAUUGGAUUGGUUUGGUGGAUUCAUGGAUCAAAUGAAUUGGAUCCAAUGGAUUGGAUCAAAUGGAUUGGUGGAUUGAUCCAUGAAUCCAAAUGACAUCCAAGGUUUGGACCAAAAUGUAAAAUUUGAACAUUUUUUGUACUAAAAUGUCAUAAUGAAA